AUGGAUUUUGAAAGAAUUAGCAUUGAUGCUAACGUCUUUGACAAAGACAUGGAAUACCGUUACGAAAAUUUGAAGUUCAAAGUCGUUCGUUUUGCAAUGGACAAAAUAAGAGAAAACACGAUCUAUUCUCUUCGAACUGGAUUUGUGACAAGAGGAGAGAACUGUAACUGUGCUGAUCGUAUCAAUUACAAGCUACCUUGUCCCUGUGUAAUUGCUGCAAAUUCGAAUGUUCUCCCUCUCGAAGUAGUCGAUAAGCGCUGGAGACUUGAAUUUGACGAAACUACUUUUUAUAGAGAUCCCAAAAAAGAAGAAACGUCUGUCGAACAUGAUGAUAAAAGUGAUGUUGUUUCAGUCUUAUCAGUCAGUGAUAAGGAAAAAGAUAAUGAUUACAAUUUCAUACCACUUGCGGAUGAUAAAAAAUUCGAACAAAAGCAAAAUAGUGAAGAACCCGUAGAAAGAAGAACCGUUGAGCAGGUCCUUCACAAAAUGUAUUCUUCAAUUGCAGACUUCUCUACACAGCAGCAAAUAGCAGAUGCAUUGACUGUUUUAGAAGAAGCUAAUGAUAAAAUUUUAAAUCCUGCUAUCAAAAUAGAUCAGUUGAAACCUCCUACAACUAAUUCCAAUAGAAAAGGCAGACCCUCUGCAAAAGGAGUAAAAAGUGGAACCAAACGACUGCAAAUAGCAAAAGAAUUGUUUGAAGAAAGUCAAAAAAAGGACAUUAAAAAAGAAGAAAAGAAACAAAAAGAAGAAGAAAAUAUGGAAAAGAAAAGAAGAAUCUUUGAGAUAGAAGAACGACAUGUAGCUUUGGAGCAAAAGAAAAGAAAACUCACUUUGGUCUUUAAAAACAAAGAAGAAAAAGCGCACGCCACCAGCAUUAAACAUACACUUAUGAAGGCAGAUAAGAGCAUCAAUUUGAGAAAGGAAAACUCAGCUGGUUAUGAUAGGGUAUUAUCUUAUCGCAAUUUGAAAAGCGAUACCGUCUUCAAGUGGAUUCGAGUCAACCCCAUAAAUUCAGUGGCUGCCAUCCACAGUGCCGGGGCAGAUGGUAAUUGCGGAUUCCGAGCAGUCAGUUAUAAUGUGUAUAAAACGCAAAGUAACUGGAUAAAUGUCAAAGAGGAUAUGUUGAAUACAUAUCUCAAGUAUAAAGAUUCUUUGUACAGAGCUGUAGGAACAGAAGCCGUGGUAAAUUAUGAAGAGCAGAAGAUGCUUACCAAGCUUCUUACAGUCGAAUCGCCCUGCUUGUUACCUGAGGAUAACAUGUUGUGGUUCAGCACUUUUGUCUGUCCACAGAUUGUGGCCGAUACGUAUGAGAGGCCAGUUUUUUUGUAUGGUUAUACAGAAAAUAUAUUGAAAACAGGUGAAGUGCGUACGAUCUACGAGUCUCAUGUAUUUAUUCCACUCGUGCACAUGGAAUUAAGUGCUCGAGAAAACCCCAUUUCUCUCCUUCUUUCGUCCUCGCAUUUCUAUUAUGUUGAGUUCGCUCGUACUACAAAAGGCAGAAUGAAGAAAUUCGAAAAGCCUGUUUUGAAUCACGAUCAUAAACGACUCAUGAAUGCUCACCCUGACAUUUGCAAGACUGAUUAUUCAAUCUUUUUUUAUUAA
This is a messenger RNA of Mucor mucedo, 1602 nucleotides long. RefSeq lists its product as uncharacterized. The transcript is spliced from 5 exons. Lineage: Eukaryota; Fungi; Mucoromycota; Mucoromycetes; Mucorales; Mucoraceae. The record is from RefSeq and is a predicted model, not a curated record. Bases 1 to 1602 code for a protein of 533 amino acids.